This is a messenger RNA of Athalia rosae (coleseed sawfly), 6290 nucleotides long. RefSeq names its product A disintegrin and metalloproteinase with thrombospondin motifs 12-like. NCBI's taxonomy places the organism in Eukaryota, Metazoa, Arthropoda, Insecta, Hymenoptera, Athaliidae. The record is from RefSeq and is a predicted model, not a curated record. Gene Ontology annotation, biological process: proteolysis. The coding region runs from base 4947 to 6290 and encodes 447 amino acids. Gene Ontology annotation, molecular function: metalloendopeptidase activity. The transcript is spliced from 7 exons.
CAGCCUUCCUGAGCGGAUCGCUUGUCCGUUAUCCGUUCUACUAUAUAUUCCGUGAAUAUGAUCGGACAACAUUAUCAAUGUUUGCGUCUACUCGUACGUGUAUAGCUGUACGUAUCCGCAUACCCGACCGCACGGUUGCAUGCUAUCGGAACAACUUGCAGCUAAUUUUUACGCGUUGGUUCGACCUCAGGAGUUUUUCCUUACAUGGGGAAAAAUGCGAUGCGUAGAAACGAUUUCGACGCUCAUCGAAUUUUCCAUGAAGAAACUUUGUAUGGAGUCCCUUCGAGUUCUUGAUGAAGUACGCGCGAUGCCAAGCGACGAUUCUCGAACCAUUAAUCGUUGCUUCGUGGAGCGAGUGAUCGACGACGUGUUAGGCGUUGCUGAUCACACCUCGUUAACCACAAUAACGAUAUAAUAGAACACGAUUAGACACCCUUCGGAAUAUCGUGUCUAUCUAUAUGCAAAAUGUUCUCAGUGGCUCGAUACUCCCGGCUCUGCAGGUCGUGGGAGUGUGUCAAUGGAAGUCCCCGAAUCCACCCUCGCGGGGUAGGUCGAAGGUUCAAGGGCAGUUUCGCCGUAACACUAUCGCGUAUAAAUAACACCGGUAAUAAUACUUUUUUAUUUCCGCUCCUAAAAUGAUUUUAUGAAAACUUUACCGAGUAAACGAUGCGCGCCGCAUGAACGGGCGGUAUCGUAUUUGCAUCGUAUUGCAGAGGUGAAGGUACUGCAGUUCAAAUUCGGCCCAUCCAUCUUUUUUCAUCUCUGCGAUAGUCGCGGAAAUAUAGCGUAUAUAAAACCGACCCAAAAACCGUAGACCUCUCUCACCCUGCACGGGAUAGAAAAAAAAAAAUUGCUGCGGAUACGGAAUUAGGGUAAAUCUAUAAAAAGAAAAAGGGCUGCCGUAGUUGCCCGAGAAUUCCGAGUCGAUGCCCGUGAAAAAUUGGGGGGAAGAAAGAGAGGCGAAAAAAAUGAAAAAAUAGACCCGGUUGAUCCAGAAGCAGAAACGAGGAUAAUUCCGAAAUCCGAAAUUCGUCGAAACGGAUAUUUCGACAUGUUAAUCCUGAUUUCCUUUUCCUCCAAUUAACCGGUCUUAAUUGAGACGGGGCGAAAAGGUUCAUUGGUUUAUUCAGCUGCGUUCGGACGAUCGUUUUCGCGUAAAGAACGGAAAUAUGCCUGUACCCUUUCCGGUGUAUAAUUAUCACGAAGUGUGGAACGUGAAGUACGAAAUCGUUUCGAAGGUUAUUUAAAUUAAUGAAGUCGAAGGUACGGAAGUAAAAGAGUACUCGGGAGGGAUUACUCGUAUGAAAAUAGUAUUAUCGAUUGUACCAUGAAAGUGAACAAUUAACGGAGUUCUCGUACGAACCGAAUGCACGCGUACGUGUACCAGUGGGACGGAGGUCGGAAUGCAGAAAAGAAUCGCGAAUUGGCUUAUACUGUUGAGAAUUCAAGAACAAAAGGUGUUCGGAAAUACACGGAACAAGAACGACCAUUCAGACGGUAGGAACUCUGAAGCCCGCGAGACUUCGCAAAUCGAGCAAGGAAUGGUCUGGUGCAGGUUGCAUCCCUUUUUCACCCGACGUGAUCUGCUUCCCUUUUCUUUAUCUUUUUCUUGGUCCGACGGUAAGAAAUCUCCCCUUUUCUAUGCCCCCUCCACCCCCACCCCCACUUUUCUAUUCUUUCCAGCUCCGAGCUUCCCAUAUAUAAAUAUACUGCGAGCCGGAGUCUCCCAACCAGGCCGUGGGUACCUACUUCGAAUGUUCUUUUCUUCGAACUUUCUUUUUCUUAUACUCGUCCUCUUUCCGAGACUUGAAGAUAACCGGAAGGCUUUUACUUAUUGUUUCCAACGCGAUCGAUUCUAUAUUUACACUGUGAACGAGAACUCCUUCACACAGAAUUCAGCGAUAACGAGUAACGUGGAAUUUUUUUUUUUCUUUAUUUUUAUUCACCAACCAAACCAUGCGAAAGAAAUCGUUCUCUCAUUUAAAAAAAUAAAAUACCUAAAACGAAGAACACGGCGAAACCUAAUAGAGCAGUUACAUAUAAGCCGUGGUUUCAUAACGUGUGUAUAUCGGCGCGUGCAUAUGUGUAGAGAUACGGUUAAGAGCAUAUAGGGUUUUUUUUUUUUUUUAUCGUGUCGGUUCAGGUAAACUUUAAUUUGCGUACAAAUCUUCGUAGAAUGGAGGCUAUUUCCUGCAGAAAGACGCAUCUCGCCCCCCUAACGCUCGAUAUCCUUCUUAUACUGGCCCGCAUUUUCAUGCGGUAUAGUGGACUCGGGUAUAUACUUACUUUCCCCAUCUCUUUUACCCUAGGAAAACCUCCCUCACAUUAUUUCCUUGUCUUAUAUCCACCCCCGUUCCACGACGACGCUAACAUCCAUCGUGACCCACAUUUAUGAUUAACGAAAGAAGGAAGAAUAAAAAAAAAAAACGAACAAACAUGACGAAUAAAAAAUGUACAUCAGCAAAAAGUAACCAGAGAAAAAAAAAUAAAAUAAAAUAACGAAAAACUGGGGAUGAAAAACGAAUGAAAAGAAAAAAGAAAAAAAAAAAAAAGGAACGAAACGAAGUUCCUGCGGAAAGGACGAGCGGCACGCCGUGAAUCAAAAGUCGCGAUUGCAUUCUCCUCGCAUUUGAUAUAUCAUGGAUAUACACGGCGUACGGUAAAACUUGCGACUUUAUUACGACCAACAACACUUUGAAUACCGAGCCCAUUAGAGAAAACACGUAUUUAUAAACGGCGACCUCGUUGAGUACCGGCCGAUCAUUCUCUCCCAACGAGACUUAUUUCCUACAAAGUUAUUUCAUUUCCGCUCAUUCAUCUCUCACCAGAUAAAAGCAUUGUUCGCCCUCCGCAUAAACGCGUUGCCUACUUCGUCUUCCCCUCAACCCCGGCCAUUCCGAGUGUACGUUACGUAACGCGUGAAGUUAAACGAUAUCUUUAUAUCCAUGCUGACAUUUGACUCGUAGUUUUCUUCAUUCGUUCGUUUUCUUCGUAUUACAAUAUUUUUUGCCGCAUGCGGUCGCAAAAUUACGCACCGGUACGGUAUCUGUGGGUCGGUUAAUUCGUGAGAUGAGAGCGGAUGUAGCGUUCUCCAAAUAACCUAUUAACGCCGGGGGGGUUUUAGGAGGAGGAGGGAGAACGAGGUGGAGAAAAAAAGGGCAAAGGGGAGAGUUUUCAGGAAUCUCUUUAGUCCACCAAAUCGCUUAAGCCGUUGCGGGGAGGACGGCGGGGGUGGCGAAAAAAGGUGAAGGGGCGAUCGGAGGAAGGAGCUGACGUCUUUCGCAGACGGCGAAAAGGCCUGAUUUAAUCCAAGGUGCGGUUGAAUUUUGCUUGAAUUCCACCGCUGGAUUUCGAGUGCUCGGUAGUUCCCACGGCGGCGAAAGUGCUUUUCAUAAAAUCUACGCUCGUCUCGUCCUCACGCAGCUAUUUAAAGAACCACGAUUUAAUUCAAUUUUCAUAAAUUCUCAAAGGUUGAAUCCGCGGUUUAUGAUAAUAGAAAUAUCCCCGGCUGUGUAUCCGCACGUACGCUCAAAUAUCACAUCUACCGUAAAAUCCGAUUUCAGUAGUGCGAAAACAAUUAUCGACGAUAAUGAUAAUUUCAAAGCGUUAUCAAUUCGAUUAUUCGUGAACGAUUCCGUGUAAAAUCUUAAUUGUAACAUUUUCAUGAUUCUCACUCUCGCCUCCCCAUGUAAAACGCGGUUUUACGAUGAAAAGAGAACGUGUAUUAAUGUAAUAUCUUUGCACACACAGUUUUAUGAGUGGAAAAUUUUUUCCUCGCUUGAAUUCCGUUCCAACGAAUGCAUCUUUUUGGAAAAGUUUCUACUCUACACUUUCACGCUAUUUUCCUCUCUGAUUUUUUUUUUUUCUUUUUCUUGUAUUUUUGCGCGGUGUUCCCACUUUUGAAAGAACAAAUAAUAACUUUUUUUUCCUCUCGUUUUUAUGAUCGUGCGGGUGAAACGACGGAAUUGUGAUAUCGAGGAGUGUCCCAAUGGAUUCCGCGUUGUAUAGUUCUGAACAAAAAGUAUAUGAACCAGGGAAAAGCGGUGAAAACAUUGUGAAAAGUCGCACUUUUCACCGAGAUCGUGGUGCAGUUUUUUGUAAGCAUAAGUCCUUUGCUCAGUUGUGGAAUAUGUUUUAAACAAAACGUACGAUAUAGACGGAACACUGCUCCGCUGUGGCAAAGAAACGGUAUUUUCUCUAAACAGAAAAGAAGGAUGUAGAAAAGAAAAGCGAAGAAAUCCAAACAAUAUUUUGAAUUGCUAAUAUAUUCAGUUGAAUACAUUGCGCCGAAUAUUAUUCGGUGUAUAAUAAGUGGGCUUCGCGAGGGGAUGCUGUGCAGUCGCGGUUUUCUCUUGGUUGAUUUCUUAUAUAUUUCCGCGUCGUUAUUCGCAUUUAUUUGCAUCUGAUCUGUAUAGUUACCUUCAGUAGCUCGUUCGGCCUACUACUUUCGAACUUUUCAAAUCCGACAAUUUUCCCCAGUUUUUUUAAUCCAUAUACUUGGCGCGAUGAAAUUUAUCUUUAGACUCGAAUAAAUCGAGUCCAUUGAAUUUCGAUCGAAAUUAGUAGGAUUUGCGCCUUUUUCACUCAUCAGAAUAUGCGAAGUUCGCAAACCUUCGUGAAAAGGAUACCAUCAGCAGCAGCUUCGCUCGAAUUUGCAUCCUCAGUUGCUGUGACGUACCAUGAAUUCCAUUUUUUUAUGCUACCAGAAAUUUUUUUUCUUCACUUUUCAACUACUCCGAGUUGAAAGUGGAUCUGAAUCGAAACCGUAGACGUGAUAAUCGUUAACAGUCGCUAAGCGGUUGUUUCUGUGACAUCUGUGAUUAUAUUCCGAUCGAAAGAAGUCAGAUUUUUCUGCUCCAAGACUUUUCCUCAAAUAUUAUCUCGGACGAAUAUACGUGCGAUGUAAUGCAUGCAGCCGUAGUCACCAGACCAGACAUCGCGCGAUAAUGGUGAAAUUUUUAUUGUUGGAUUUCCUACUACUUUUAUUCUGCACUCGUGUUCGAUGCUGCGAAAAAGAGGACGAUGCAUCGGCGGCCCGAGAAAGUGCAUUUAGAGGGCGGUAUACCCGAGAUGAUCGGAUUACGCGUAACUACGAAAUAGUUGUACCGAGGAAGGUCAUGAUCGACGGACGGUUUAUCUCGUACCAAAUACCCCAUCACUACAAACGCUCCCACUACAGAAAUAGAAGGAGAGAAAAAAUGACGCCGGACGAUAUCGUGCAUUACAGAGUCGCUAUAGACGGGCAGGAACAUCAUCUGGAGAUGUACCCCAACCAUAAACUCUUCGGCCCGGGUGCCGUACUUGAGACCCGAAAUUCGGAAACUGGGCAAUCCGCGGCAACGGGAACAGAAUUUUUGAAAGAUACCAAAAUGAGAAGACUGAGAGAUACGGAAUGCCAUUAUCAUGGGAAUGUACGCGAUCAUGACGGGAACAGCGCGCUUUCCACAUGCUAUGGACUGGCUGGGUACAUCAGAACUAAACGUGGAUUGUACAUGAUCGAACCACUCGACGGACAUGAUUUUACCAAGGACAUCGAGCAUCCACACAUAGUUUACAAGCGGAACGAUGCCGUUAGCGAGGAAGAUGGCAGACCGUUGUGCAACGUCACUAGUAAAUUUGAAAAACAAAUAUCCAGGCUAGAUUUCCCGAGACAAAAAAGAGAUUCGUGCAACGACUCGAAAUCCUACACCAUCGAGUUACUCGUGGUGUUGGACAAAACGCUGCUGACUUACCACAAGGAUUUUGACGUGGAAAAUUAUGUACUGACUUUAUUCAACAUGGUGGGUGCGAUUUUGAAAGUUGAAGGUAGUGUCGGUUCAUUUUUUUUUUUUCAAAAUCAUCACCAGUUAUCAUUUGCGCAUCUCUCAGGCAUCCGGAUUAUUCGAAGAUUCCAGUUUGGGUGUCCAGAUGGAAUUAGUCAUAGUGAGAAUCAUAAGACUAGAAGUCGAAGCGGACCAGAUGAAUUUAUCGGUGAACAAAGACGCCGAGACCACGCUGAAAUAUUUUCAAGAAUGGCAGCAAAAGAUGAAUCCGGGCGACGAUACUCAUCCGAAUCAUCACGACUGCGCGGUUCUCCUGACAAAGAUAGAUAUCUGUUUGAUGCAGUCUCUGUGCGGUUUUACGGGUACGUCGACCAUCGGAGGUACCUGCGAUCCCUUGAACGGAGCCGCUUUGGUAUCGGACAACGGUCUAAAGACUGGCUACAGCAUCGCCCAUCAAAUCGGACACACGUGAGUGAUGAUGCGACAAAAUUAUCGAGGAAUCGUCCCGUCAUAGCCUCUGAUCUUUGA